CCAAAACAAUUAUUAACAAACGAGUUAUCAACAUUUUAAAACACAAAUAUUUACCAAAUAAAAGGGCUUUCGGUUAGUCCAUCAUGCCGAGCACGAGAAGCUUGAGGCCGACGAUGAGAAGCUGGUGGCCGACGUCGACGAAAAUCUGACGAGAAAAUGGCGAGCAGGCAGCCGUGACGACGGGUUUUCAGAAGGAACGCCAACGUGAUCGCGACUUGACGACGACGAGAUUGCAGAAGAGGCAGCUGUGACUUGACGACGACGUGACGCUGUCGUGGCGCACUGGCUUCGACGCUGGGAUUGUACACGGAACGCGCGUGCUAGCCGACGACGGGUUUACUGCCGUGGCUAUGAGGGAAACGGCGGUUUUAGGGUUCGGAGGAGACCAAUUUUUCAUAAAUGAAUUUUCAAUAGUGUGGAUUCUACAGUUUUCUUUUUAAUUAUUAAUAACAUUAAAUUUUUAUUAUAUUCCAUUCUUACCCUUUUAGGUAAUUAGCUAAUUAUUACUAAUGUUUUUCUCUCCCCUUCUCCUAUUGGCUGGAGAUGGUUUAAGAUUUUUCUUAAGGAUUAGGCCUUAAGGACCUGAUCUAACCCGGCGUCAUUUGUGCUACACAAAUUUCUAUUGACUAUUAGAACUAACGAUGAUUAAUCUUUGUUCGAUCAUUGAUGAAAUGACGCCUAUGUGUUGCCCACAUAUGUAACACGUAGACACCGUUUAGGAAAAUAAUAUUUAACAUUUAAAUUAAUUUUUAAUUGGAAUAUUUAAUUAAAUUAUAUAUAUAUAUAUAUAUAUAAUUUUUAAUUCAUUUUUUAUCUAGAGAUGGCAAAAAUAUCCGGAAUUGUGGAUAUCUGCCUAAAUCCAACCUAAUUGGGUAGGUAAAACCCUAAUCCGAAGGAUUUUUAGUGGGUACGGAUGAAGCCCGAAUCCAAAUAUUGCGUGUAAUGGGUGUGCAUGGUUUUCGUACUAUCCAACCCGAACCCAACCUAUAAUGCACAUGAAUAUGUAUUUUGUCUAGAAAUUAUUAUUAUUUUCUCAACAUAUUUUAUAUUAUGCAUAAUGAGAUAAUAUUUUUAUGAAAUCGUGUUGUUUUUAAUUAAUUUUCUUCAUUCUAGUAAUUUAUUGUCAUGCUUUUUCUUUUGUGUAAAGUAUACGUGUGAAUGUUAAAAUGUUAGUUAGAGUUAUAAAGAAAUAUUAUUCUCCAUUGAUAACCGUGGAUACCCGAAACCCGAAUGAGUAGGACAUAGUUUUGAUUUUUUAUUACCCGAUUCUUAUAUGGGUUUGGGUACGGGUAGAAACUCGAACUACUUUCCCGAUCACCGCCACUGCCAUCAUCUUUUGUUCCAUCGUUCUGCCGCUCGCUUUGGCUUAUUCCUCAUGCAUAGGCAAGUUCGAGGUCUGGGCGGCGUGGGCUCUGUUACCUCUCCAUGCAAGCAAAUACCAAAACAACAUAACAAGCAGAGAGAGAUAAAAUGGAGGGAAAGGGUGAAACGAAGCACCUGGAAGGGGAUAAGAGUGAUGGAAUGGAAUCGUUGCUGGUCUGCCCCUGAGGCAACAUAUUUUACUCGAAUCUCGUCGUCUCCACAAACAAAGACUGCAGCUUUCGCGACUUGGACCUCAGCCCCGGCUCCUCCAAAACGCGAUAUGCCUAUUAAUCAAAGAGUCGAGCAUUCAUCGACGGAAGAUCUCGUAGAAGCCAACCGAAUCAAGCAAUCGACCAUCAAAGCCAUCACUUGCUCAGCCGCUUCUUGGCUGCCUACGAUCUGGGCAACUCGAAUUUCUCAUCAUCCAUUGUCGUCGCCGUCUUUCCAGUUCACUAUCCUCACCAUCCUCGCUUCCAACCGCCGCCAUCAUUUGUCUCCGUCGAUGCCGCCUCCUGGAGGAAGUUGGAGAAAUCCCUCGUCAUGCUUGGCCUCAGAAUCUCUAUCGCUUUCCCCUUCGAAUGAUAAAGAUUUAGAAGACGAAUAACAAUAAAAUAGUAUGGAGAGAGAAAUACACAAGAAAAAUGGGGAAAAGAGCUUUCUUAUUCAUGUAUUUCUUAGUACAAGAAAAUGCUCUAUUUAUAAUCACACAUCACAUAACCUUUACAUUUUUACAAUCAAUGUACAUGAAUGUGAGGUAAUGAGUAAUGAAAGGGAAUUUGAAAAUGAGGUGAGGAGUUACAAGUAACACCUAAUAGUGCAAAUAAUGUAUGCAUUUACUAUGAUCAAUGAUAGGGUGGGCAACACGAAACAAGUAUUCAGGUAUACUCAUACCCGUCCCAUUUUUUAGGGUUUCGGGUACCCAAAUACCUGUAAAUUUUUUAUGGGAUGGGACUUGGGAUCAAAAAGUUCUACAAUGGAUACCCAUGGGUUAUCCGUUAAUACCCAUUUGAGUAUUACGGGUAGCGUACUACUCGCCCAUAACCCAACCCCAUAAAGUAUUGGGCAAAUACCACCACAGCACCCGAACUAUCGAGAAAAUGCCAUGUGUGUCCUAUUUUAUUCAAUAUUUCAUUUGUGUCCUGAACUAUUUUUCUGUUAGCGUUAAUAUUUAACGGAAAAUCAAGUUAGCAUUGACGUGGGUAUGACAUGUAAUUUUUAAUUUCAAUAUUUAUUAUUUUUCUAAAAAAUGAAUAAAAAGGGAAAACAAAAAAACCCUUUCUCCCAUCUCUGCAUCGCACCCACUCGACGCCACCGGCUGAGCUUCAAUCCUCUCCCUGCGCCUUUCUACUUACGUCGUCGGCCAAGAGAUGUCGCUUGCCUCGUUUGAAAAUUCCCCUCUAUGCCGCCCUUCUCUAUUUCUCAUCUAGUUGCCGUCAUCCCAAACAAUCAUCUCCACCGUCAAAGUCUCAGCCAUGGCCAACCCUAACGACCCAAAAUCUAUGUUAUCCCUCCACUAGUUUUCCUCCUCGACUUGAACCCAGAACCCAGAAUCUCUUUUGUAACAUCCCAUUUCGACUAAACUCGUAUUACGGUCAUUAGAAAAUUUACGAUUUAAAAUCGAGUGUUUUGAUAGUAUUUCGACGAAAAUCGGAUUAUCGAUCGAAUGAAUAAGUCUUCACUGGGAUAGAAAGCUGAAGCAAUAAGCACAGAACUCCACUACUGGACUUGGAUUCCAGUACAAAGCAGUAGACUGACUAACUCUCGUAUAGCCAAUCUACUACUAUCGAAUGAUGAAGCUCUAACAACCUAAUCAUAUUCUAUCUAUCUCAGGUUGCAGCAGAAAUCAAGAAAAGCUGAUCAGACUCCAAUUAAUUCAAUGAAACAUGCAUCAUUCGAUUAAAACCAAACAGUAUAAUCAUCCCAAGUCAUUACAAUCAUGAUCCCUAACACAUGGAACUAGGGUUCUUCAUACCCAAGUGAGAGAAGGGUUCUACUCCAUAGAGAGAGAGGAAAACUGAAAUCAGAGUAGUCAUACUCAUAAAGACGAGGAAAAUCUGCUCUGGGAUGUCAAUCUUCACUCCUGGGGACGCAAUCUGGGCUUCAAUGGUGAGAAAUCCACUCCAAAUAGCUCCUAGGGUUUGUUCUUCGCCCUUUCUCUCUCUAAAACUCUGUUUUUGCUCUAAAAGUCGAUUUUCUCUCAUUUGGCUCGAAUUUGGGUUAAAACCUAGAAAAUCCCGAUCACACGGGCAGGCCACACGACCGUGUGGCUUUCCCAGGCUGCCCGUGUGAGUGUGCAAAAUGCAGAGUUUCGAUUAAGUGACUUCAACCAUCCCACACGGCCACAAGGGGUCCCCUACACGGCCGUGUGACUUUUAGGCAUGCCCAUGUGGCUUCUCAGCUUCUCGCCAAACGUCCAAACUUUGUCCAAUCGACUCCGAACUCGUUCCCAAACCUUCAUUCACGUACUAGGACCUGAAAUAUCACAAACAAGCACAACCUAGCGUGAAAUCGGCCUAAAACACAAGAAUCAACAUCUCAAACGGCUCGAGAAUAGGGGUAAAAAAAUAUGCAAUUAACG
This is a messenger RNA of Linum trigynum, 3940 nucleotides long. The record is from the annotation of a GenBank genome assembly. Lineage: Eukaryota; Viridiplantae; Streptophyta; Magnoliopsida; Malpighiales; Linaceae.